UCCUCAGGUGGAUCAUAAAGAAUAGAGUCGUACAAUCUCCUCCUCGUCCCAUCCGACAACACUGUUGCCAUCCAAAUUGAAGAACUUUUCAGUUCAUUCAUUCUUUUCAUGAAAAUGUGCCGCUUAGUUAAGGUAGGAGGAAAUGGAUGAUCGCCUCGGUAAGCUUCUUGGAUCUGUUGGGAACUAUGGGAAGACACUAUUACUGCUUCCGCAAAUCAUUCUAUAUAAUCCUAACCAGAUGUGACCUGAUCCGACCCGAACCAUUUUGCGUGCGGAUCAUAAUCUUCGAUCCGAUAAUAGUUGACCCGAUUUGGCAUCGGUCAGAGAGAUGCAACCUUAGACGUCCAAUGAGAAGGACAUCGACGACUCCGCCUUUCAGUUCUCCCCUCCUUUCCUCUCUCCCGAAGCCCCUCCCGUCUCGAGAUCUUCUCUUCGUACGCAGAAGCGAUGAUGCCUUCCUUCUCCUGCCGUUUCCCUGCAACCAGACGACUGCGCCACCUCCGCAGCUUGCCCUUCCUCCUCCUUCUGUUUGCCCUCCUUACGGGAUCUGCCCUUGGGCGCGGCCGCCACGUCAUCGCCAUCCCCGCUGCCGUGCCCUUCCCACGCGGCCUCGCCUGGGACCCCUCCGCGCAGCACUUCCUCGUCGGGUCCCGCCUCUCCCACGCCGCCGUCUACUCCGUCUCCGACGCAGGCGUCGCCGAGGCCCUCGUCUCCGACCUCCUCCUCCCUUCCCCCUCCUCCGUCGCCGCCCUCACCGUUGACGACCGUCGCCGCCGCCUCCUCAUCGCCCUCGCCCGCCCCGCCGCCCUUGCCGCCUACGACCUCCGCUCACCGCGUCCGCACCGCCGCAUCUUCCUCUCCUCGUUCCCCGACCCCUCUGCAGUCCCCGGCGGUGUCGCCGUCGACCCCAAGACUGGCUCCGCCUUCAUCACCGCUGGGAGCGUCGUCCUUAAGGCGGAUCUCGAUGGGACCGCGUCCGUCCUUUCCAGAUCGGCGAUCUACGGCGCCGAUCCGUCGUCAGAGGGGCUGGGCGCGGUGGCGCACGUGAGCCACGGGUUUCUGCUGGUGGUGGAGAGGGGUGGAACCGGGAGAAUGUUCAAGGUCGAUGAAGAGGACGGUGCGGCGAAGGAGGUGCUGAGGAAGGGGGUGGGGGCGGCCGCGGAAGGGAUCGCGGUGAGGAGCGACGGGGGAGCGGUGCUGGCGCGGGGAGGAGCGGGGACGCGUUGGCUGCGGAGCCGGGACGGGUGGGGAGAUGCGGCGGUGCAGGAUGAGGCGGCGGUAGAGGAGGGUUGGCAGGCCACAGCCGUGGCCGUGCGCGAGGGGCGGAGGGCGUACGUUCUGGUGACACCUGGAGAAGUGGAAGGCGGAGAAGAGAAGAAGGUGAGGAGGAUCGAGGAGGUGGAGUGGGGGAAGGAAGGGGAAGGGGAGAUGGUGUGGGGAUUUGUGCUGAUUGGUCUGGGAUUGGCUUAUUUCUGCUACUGGAGGUUUCAGAUGGGGCAGCUUGUCACCAACCUGAACAAGAAGAGAGCAUAGUAACAACAGAGAAACUGCAUGAGAAGAGGAAGAACACAAAAUGGCCAUUGAGUAUAGUAACAACAGAGAAACUGCAUGAGAAGAGGAAGAAAACAAAAUGGCAAUUGAGUUUUUGAUGUUUAUGAGAAUUGUAAGGGUUUUCAGAUUCACAAUGGAUCACUAGUGGUGUUUAUCACUAUUUAUUACUCUUCAGUUGGGAUAAUUAGGGUUCAUCAUGUUCUUUUUUUAGAUGUAUAGAAUUUUGAUUUCUCAUAUUGAUUAUUAUUCUGAA
Molecule: messenger RNA, 1804 nt
Organism: Musa acuminata subsp. malaccensis (wild Malaysian banana)
Lineage: Eukaryota; Viridiplantae; Streptophyta; Magnoliopsida; Zingiberales; Musaceae
Source: RefSeq, a predicted model, not a curated record